GUUUGGGUGCGGCUGCAUCAGUGAUUCACACGCAUGGAGCGCAUUCACUGAGAGUGAUGAGGACGUGUGUUCAUCUGAUCACACACACUUCACACUGACCUGAAGACACACACACACAUGGAUCCCUCUCGUCAAGGACGCAGCUCUCAGUCUGAGUUGUGUUUGGUUCUGGUGGGCAGCAUCAGCUGUGGAAAGAGUCUGACAGCGGACACUCUGUUGGGUCAGAGUCCAUCUGUCAGACCCUCCUCUCACGAGUGCCAUGUGCGGCGCGGGCUGUCCGCAGGCCGGAUGCUGAGUGUGGUGGAGACCCCACGCUGGUACUGGCGUGGCAGGCAGCUGGAGGCGGACGUGCAGGUGGAGACACAGCGGGCACCCAGCUUCUGCGUGCCCGAACCGCCUGUCUUCCUCAUCCUCAUUCCCGUCGGGGAGUUCACGGAGAUGGAGCAGCGCAUCCCAGAUGAGCUCGAGCGGAUGUUCGGCCCGUCAGUGCUGGAUCGCACUCUGGUGCUGCUCACCUGCGGAGAUUACCUGAUGGGCCGGACUAUACAGGAGUGCCUGAGGAAAGAGGCAGGGCUUCAGGAGGUGGUGCGCAGGUGCCACGGCCACUGUCAUGUGAUCAAUAACCGCAAACCUGACGACAGACAGCAGGUGGACACGCUACUGGAGAAGGUGGAGCAGAUGAUGCACGGAGGCGAGGAGACUUCAGUGGUGCCGGAGAGAUCACAGAUGAAGCUCCAAACAGCAGGAAACAUGAUGUGGAAUGGAGGAAAACAAACACACAGCACAAACACAUCUGACAGACACACAGAGGAGACAGGAAGUGAUGUCAUGAUUGACAAACGAUUGAUCAAUGGGCUUCACUCCCAACGGCACGAGUGUGUAGAGACAUACAGCACAAACACACACACGCCGCUCGAGAGAAUCCCGAGUUUCAAACUUAAUAAAGAGGGCGCCAUUCUCAGUCAGCUGUUGGAGGGGUCAGAGGUUAAGUCCCAGAGCUUCACCAACACCAUUCAUCACAGUAUUAAGAAGGAUUUGGACGCCAGUGAAACUGCUGUGUGUUCCUCCUCUGAUGUUCAGAAUGAUUGUCAUCUGCCGGAACUCAGGAUAGUUCUGUUGGGUCGUCGAGGUUCAGGGAAGAGUUCGACAGGGAACGUCAUUCUAGGCAACAAGUUGUUUGGCCAGCCCAGUGAUGUCACAGCCGACUGUGUGAAGGGUCAAGCGGUCGUACAUGACAGACAGGUGUCUCUGAUUGACACUCCAGACUGGUUUGAGUCCGAGAGAUCUCCUGAGGAGGUGAAAGGUCAGAUCUCGUCAUGUGUGGCUCUGUCGGCCCCGGGGCCUCAUGCGUUCCUGCUCUGUGUCCCUGUCAACCGUCCUGCACACCCUGAGCUGGAGGCCCUGCGAGCGCUGGAGGCCGUGUUUGGAUUUGACGCCGUCAGACGCCACACGCUCAUCCUCUUCACACACUGUGAUCUGCUGCCGGAGGGUGGCACGGACAUGGAGCGGGUGGAGGAGUACAUCACCACACAACGCCCAGAAAUGCUGCAGCUGGUGGAACGAUGCGCCGACCGAUAUCAUGUUCUGCAACAUGACGAGCAAAGGAGCGGCGUGAAGGCGCUGCUAGAGAAGGUGGAGCAGACCGUGAAGGAGAGCGGAGGAACUUUCUACAACAGUGAGAGUCAAGACCACAGGAGACCAGAGCAGAACUCCUCCACCGUCUGGAAAGAAAGACAGAGAGACAAACUGAACACGUCUCACGCUUUGGACGCAGCUCAGAGAGACGGAGGAAGACGAGGAGGUGAUGGACGGUGUCGUGAGCAUGGCGUCAGGGCAGAAUGUUCAUCUCGCAUCUCCAACGCCUCCAUCACUGCUGCGCUCCAUCUGGGACGGUGUGGGGUCGGGCGCCAGGCGGGUGCCAAAACUCAUUGCAGUGGGCGCUCUGGUAGGUGCGGCGCUGGGCGUGUUUCUCGCAGGAGCUGUAGGUGGAGCUGUAGGAGCGGCUGUGGGCUCUGUAGCCAGUGAGGUGGGCAGAAGGAGGUACACUAAACACAAAAUUCAGUGAUUCAUGGAUGAUGGAUGAAACGUUCAUAUAUCUGUGGAGGUGCAUUACUGGACUUUCUGCUCUUCACUGUGAACUAUAAAAUUAUUUGUGGGUUUGUAGGUUAUCUUGUGCAUCAUGUAAAUACAAUGUAACAAUGUCAAUGUACAAACUCAUUAUUUGAAAUCAAUAAAUAGGGUGAAUACAGGUAAAGUGGGACACUUAUUAGUCUUGAGACACUACUGUUCAACAGAUUCAUUCAUUUAUAUCUGUAACAAACACAUACAAAUGUUCUGUGUUAAUUAGCAAAUGUGCUCUGUUCCAAAAUCUAGUGAGCUGCCUACACCGGGUUUAGGAUGUGACGACAUCAUUUGUUAAUUAUCGACCUUUCACUUUUCUCCGCAGCCGCCAUAUUUGUGCCCAUCAGCGGAAGGAAACAAUGGCGGUGAAUGGAAAAAUACCCAUCAAACGAUAUCAAGAAAAACAUUAAAGAAGGCUUUUGAUCCACGCCAAUUCCCAGGAUAGGUGUAUACAGAGUUAAGCACAAAUAUUGCCAAAUGUGACUUUCGCAGAACAUAUAGCAUUAAAAUAUAUUUUAUCCACGAUUCAUCUCCAGACGGCGACGAGUCUGAUGUGUGACCGGCGAGUGCAUCACCAUAAACAUCUCUCGUUCAGAAGUUACACGUGUUUGUGUUGUCUUCUGAUUGGUUAUAAACGUCUGUAUGAACGUAAGAGCUGCUUUAACUCGUGAAGUUUCAGUAUAAUAGUAUGUAAAGCAGGGGUGUCCACACUUUUGUGUGUGAUGAUGUACUUUUAAAUGAGCAACUCAAUAAGAUCUACCAAGUAAAAAAAACAGUUUCAUUUAAAAUAAGAAAAUGCUUGUUGGGACUACUGCAUGUAUCCCUACAUGGAAUUCAUCUUGUAAUUAAUAAACAAAUAUAUAAUAAUGUUCAAUGUUGAUAUCAUUCAGUUUUAACACUAAACCCAAAACACCUACAGCACAAUAGAUUACAAUAGUCAGGGCAUUUACCAGUAAAUAUUGACCAGGCCAUGUUUUGUUUAUUCAGUUGCCAUGAUAACUAGGUUUGCGCAUGCGCGCCUAAAUAUUGACCAGGCGAUGUUUUGUUUAUUCAGUUGCCAUGACAACUAGGUUUGCGCAUACGCGCCGUCUAUUCAGUUGCCAUGACAACUAGGUUUGUGCAUACGCGCCUUAGACAACCUAGUUGUCAUGGCAACUGAAUAAACAAAACAUCGCCUGGUCAAUAUUUACUGGUCAAGUGCAAGUCAGACAGAAACUAAAAGAAGGAAAGACAUUAUAUUUAUUUGUAUUAAAAUUUAACGAAAGUACAUUUACAUUUUGUGCGAUCUACCAGCAUUGCCAGUAGAUCACGAUCGAGGUAUUGGGCACCCCUGCUGUAAAGGGUUUCAGUCACUUGUUAGGAUGCUGCCUAUGGAGACAGUAGACAGCAGCUCACUGUGUUUUGAACAGAGCUUGUGUGUCUCCUCAUUAUAUCAAAUGUGAUUUUAGAAAUGUGAAUCUACAUUUUGUUUCCUGCCAGAUUUAUUGGCGAAAGUCAAACGCUGUGGAACAAAAUGGAUGAAAUGUCAAAUAAAGGAGAGGGGACAGACAGGGUUUGGGUUCCAGAUUAUUCUUAUUUCUUUCAGAUAUCAUACAUUUACAUUUAAUCAUUUAUCCAAAGCGACUUGUGACAAACGAGGAACAAAAGACGACAGAUUUGUUUUGCAGAAAUGUAAUUAUAUCAUAAUGCUGUGAAGGAUUAUUUUAGAUAUGCCGCCUUAAUACUACAAAUUUCUAAAUAUUUUUUUCAGGCACUUAUUUCAAAGUUUACAAAACAAUUUUAGUUUUCAUUGAAACUCUCUGAUGUCACAUGUAUGUUAUAUUUGAUGUGUCUCCCAUGAGUUCAUGUCCAUAAUAUGCAUCUUAAUAAAUA
This is a messenger RNA of Xyrauchen texanus (razorback sucker), 3993 nucleotides long. RefSeq lists its product as uncharacterized. The record is from RefSeq and is a predicted model, not a curated record. The coding region runs from base 118 to 2025 and encodes 635 amino acids. Gene Ontology annotation, molecular function: GTP binding. Lineage: Eukaryota; Metazoa; Chordata; Actinopteri; Cypriniformes; Catostomidae. The transcript is spliced from 6 exons.